CCCCCAGCACGAGCGGCGGCAGAGUCGAAUCGGAUGGAAGGAAGGCAGCCAGGCAGGCCCCGCUGGCCGACUGACCGUCCUCGACGUCUGUUAUACCUUUACUCCGGUCUGCGCGUUCUUCAGGAACGUACGUGCCGUUCUCCCUAACCGCGCGAUUUCGCCUCCUCGCCAAAAGGCAGACGUCAACCGUGACCGACCCGGUGCAACGUGCAUUCUCUUUGCUCUUGAAUCUCAGCGCGCGCUGGUUCGCCAGGAAAUUCUCGUACUCGCACCGAGCGUCGUUCGUCGCGCGACAGAGGAAUUCAGUUUUUCUUUUUGAACAAAAAAAAAAAAAAAUAUAAUAAUCAGUCAGGUGAACGAUAACACGUACAGUGACAAUGGCCCAGCUGAUCAGCGUCAAGCUCUCCAGGUUCGACGGAUCCCCGUGGGGCUUCCGUCUUCAGGGUGGCAAGGACUUUGGCACACCCCUCGUCGUGCAGAAGGUUAAUAGCGGCUCACCGGCGGAAGCAGCUGGCCUGAAGGCCGGCGAUGCAGUUAUCAGGGUGAACAACACCGACAUGUACAACCUGAGGCACAAAGACGCGCAGGAUGUCAUCGUCAGGGCUGGAAACAAUUUCGAGCUGACCAUACAGAGAGGCGGCGGUACCUGGAAGCCACACGUGUCUCCGUUGAAUUCGACCCUCCCGUCGCCGUCGCCCACCGCCACGAUCGGUAACAUUGCUCCAGUUACGAAGACAUCCUUGGCAGCCAAGAAACAAGACGGAUCGCACAUCGGAAGCGGCCACAACUUCAGUCCAAAGCCAUUCCCGAACGGGACCAGCGACGGUUCGAUCAAGUCCAUCGUGAACAAACAGUACAACAGCCCUGUGGGCAUCUACAGCGAGGAGACCAUCGCGGAGACCCUUUCCGCGCAGGCGGAAGUCCUGGCCGGAGGUGUACUCGGGGUGAACUUCAAAAAGAACGAGAAGAACUACAACGCCGAGAACAGCGAGGUGUUCAAGAUGGUCCAGGAAGCGGACAAAGAACCAAAGACACCGGAGCCUGUUCCUUCGAGAACAGAGUUUUACUCGUCGGUGAGCCACGCCGUUGGCGGGAGGGCCACCUCGCCGAGAUCACCCACGCCUCUAUUUCAUGCUCUCCACGGCGUUGGUCCGGCCUUCAAUUCCAAUGAAUGCUCGUCGAAACGUCUGCCGCAACGACAGGAGUCCUCGUCUCCCUCUUGGGGCCCGUCUACCGUCGUUUGUAGCAACUGCGACCGAGCGAUCGUGGGUGUCUUCGCCAGGAUCAAGGACAAGAAUCUUCACGUGGAGUGCUUCAAAUGCUCUACAUGCGGCACCUCCCUCAAGAACGUCGGCUAUUACAAUAUCAACAACAAACUAUACUGCGACAUUCACGCGAAAUUGGUCGCCAGGCAAAACGCACCAGCUGGCCUUGUUCCAAUCACCGUGCCACCAGGCGGAAAGGCACCGGCUAAUACCAUUUCCGCUGCACUCGCGAAUGCACCGUUGUCUCCACCCCUGAGCAAUCACGCAUCGUCGCCUCUACCGUUCUCUGCUUGCAAUCGUACGAGUCCCGAUUACGGAUCCCCGAAUCUUCAGCUGUCGACGUUGAAUAGGAACGGAUGCAUCACGAACGGCGAGUGCCACUGGGAAUCGAAAACCUUCACGAGCUCGAUCACCAUACAGACGGGUUGCACAGAGCCCACCCGCCUUGGCACAUCGCCCGUCGAUCCACCCAGUUUCCGAUCAGUCCAGGCGCCAACGUCCAACAAUCUAAUUGGUCCCAAGCCUUUUGGAGGAUCGAGCAAUCUGUCAUCGAACCUGUCGUCGCCUCCACUGGUGAACUCAGGGAACAACGCUCUACCGCGACCCCAGAGUCAAACUGUGACUGAAAACACGACGGAAACCCACGAAAAGUCCUAUUAUUACGAGCUGGUCGAGGAGACCAAGACAGAGUCCCGACCGAGUUCCGUGAAAUCGAAGAGCCUGAAUUGGCCACCGCAAAAACCGAUCGAGGACGUCACGUACCCGACCGCUAGUCCCUUGUACAUCGACCCGAAUCCCGCCCUCGACAGGUGCAACAAGCAGGCGGUCAAAGAGAAGAAGGCCUGCAUCGAGGCCUGCGAGAGGGCGUUGACGAGAAAGAGGUGCGAGAGCGCCGAUCUCGAGGUAGAAAGAGUCACCGGGCAGUAUUAUCGGUUCGACGAGGACCCGAUGGACCGCGUCAGUUGUCCGGGUCCCGUGUACAGAAAGGUCGAGCUGGUGGAGUGCGGCAGACAGUCGAGGAGCGAGAUCACCUCGAGGCCCAGCUCCACCGACAGCGUGAAGAGGUCGCUGACGCCCACCAGGAUCGCCCAGCCUGUACCGAAACCAUGGACGGCCACCGUCUCGACGGGCAACAGCCUCUACGAGCAGAGCUACGGGGGCACGGAGCCGCCUAAGGUCUGCAAGAAGUUCCACUCGAAGGAGAUCUGUCAGCGGGAACGGAUAUGCGAGAGGAACCAACCGUUCCGGGAGGAGCAUCGCUCGUACCAGUCGACGGUCUGUCGACGGGAGCAAACGAUUUGCGACAAGCCUCCUCUGCCUGUUCAGCACACGGUCAAACAGGAAGAGACGAGGGAAGAGGUGACGGAGAUCGACAAAGAGGUGACCGACUUGAGACCGGCGGACGAGAUCGACGACGAAGAUGGUAAAGGGAUCGGAGGGGAGCACGAUUUCGUCACGGAGACCACGGAGGAGGACGUGGACGGGAUGCACGUGAAGAAGAAGAUGACGUUCGAGAAGACCGUGGAGAAGCUUCCGUCACCGGCGCGACCUAGCACGCCCAUGGUCACGGAGGAGACCACCGAGGAGUGUUACACCAGGACGUCGUCGAAACACAUCGACAGAGAGGUUCAGGAAACGGAGGAGAAGACCGUGGUGGAGUCCGCGGAGGUGGUUACGUCGGCGGUGGACGUUCAGCAGAUGCUGGAGCAGGCCAAGCGGGACGAGGAGGAACAGAAACGCGAGCAAGAAGCGGAAGAGAAGAGGAAGCAAGAGGAGGAAGAGAGGAAGAGACGCGAGGAAGAGGAGCAGAGGAGAAGACGAGCGGAGGAGGAGCAAAGACGACGGGAAGAGGAGGAAGAGAACAGCAGACGCGAGACCUUCGAGGAGGAGGUGGUCGAGGAGGUUCGGGAGCAACCGCUGGGAAGAACGGUGGUCCGCGAGGAAAGGAUGACGGAAGAGGAGGGCGACACGCCCGGCAGCAAGAAGCUCAUCAAAGAGACCUACGAGGAGAUCACGGAGGAAGUGUUGGUCCAGGAACGCGUGAGGAAGCUGGACAUCGAGGACGAGCGUAGAAAGAGCCUGCGUGAGCAGGUGGAGGUCCAUCAGAGCCUCAGGGAACAGCAGGCGCCCAAGGAGCGACGCGUCUGCUCCAAGUAUCCACCGGCCCAAGAGAUCAUGGAGACCAACAAGAAACACGUGCAGUUCGUCAAGCAGACGGACAGCGGACCGAAACCGAUACCCCACUCGGCGAUUCAGAACUCCACCCCCAAGGAGUGGAAGUCGGAGAUGGUGAAUGCUCUGACGACCGCGCCGGACCGACCAUUCACCCCAGGCGGCACCACCACGUCGACCAGCGUCAAGGAGGUCUACACGGAGGAGACUAUAUACUUGGACCACAGAUGUCGACCGAAACCGCCCCCGCAGGACAUUCGUCCGAUCUCGCCGUUCCAGCAGGCCCUGAUGAUCGCCCCUGAGCGUCCCUACACGCCGCUCAGCCGCGAGAUCGGCCCCGAGGACCAGAAGAUCGCCAGUCGUUCCGGUACCCCGGCGAUCCAAGGGGAGAGGAUAUGUCCACCGGCCGACAUACUCUUCGGAGAAGUGAAACGGCCGCCACCCUCGCCUAAACCGUGCGGGCCUCGGCCUCUGCCGACCCCGCCGCCCGAUUAUCGACUCAGAGACCGCUCCGCCUCGCCCUCGCGAUCCAGACCCCAAACGCCAAGCAGCAAAUGCAUCACGGCCAGCCUAAAGAAGCCCGACACCAUCCCGUCGUACCAGAAGAACCUGGUGGCCAUGAGAAGAGGCGCCGUCGAGAGUCACACGUACCAACCUGGUAGCAGGACCCCAACACCCACACCAGGAAGAUCCAAAUCGCCCGCCCAAGGACCGCCAGAGCCUCCCUGCUGUUACGUGAAGGCCCACGCGCCCAGGAUCCGCGACGAUCCACCACCCAGACGCAGCGGCGUCCACUUCCCCACCAAGAAGAGCGUCUCGUACAAGGUGGACGAGGACACCGACGACGGACACCGACACGCCGAGUACGCCGCCACCAAGACUGUGGACUUCGACGAGAAGCAGACCGACGAUCCGGGCCGCGGGCCCACGGACGCCGUUCACGCCCAGUAUCAGGAGAAACGGUUGAUGACCAGCGAGGAGACGCAACAGAGGAAGCAGACCGUGUGCAAGAAGUCGCUCGAGGUGGUCGAGGACUUCGAGAGGUGCGAGAGAAGGGUGCCGACGAGACCACUGCCGGAACCGCGCGAGAGACCCAGGACCCAGGAACACAAGAGCGUGUGCGCGAUCACCAAGACCAGCCCCUCGAAACCGACGCUCUCCUGUCCCAUGACUGACUCAGCCCCACAACCGGUCUACAGCAGCUCCACGGAGGUGCGUCACGUCAGCUACGGAACGUCCACCCCCGCCAAGACCUGCCCAGACACCGGCGUGACGGUGAUGCCCUGCAAGGCAGUCUCCGACCAGGGCACCAAAGCUGGCGUGGUCGUGGUGCCCUGCGAGGGACCGAACACCUGCUGCCAGAAAUCAGGCGUUUGCGUGAUGCCCACCCCCGAUCGGUCCGGUGUCUGCGUCUCACCAUGUUUCGGCGCCAAGACGACGGGCGUCUGCGGUCAACCGUCGGGACGCUGUGGUCGCGAGUCCGCCUGCGACCUAGACGUACCCAACUGCCCGAUGUCCGGGAUCUGCGUGUCGCCGUGCGACGAUGGUUCCGUCUGCGUGGCACCGUGCAACAAACCGGGCCAAAAGGGACUUCCCUUCCCUCAAAUCCCUUUCCCCUUCAACGAUCCGUCUCCCCCUGCUCCUGCGCCCGCCCCUCAGAACAGAAGCUCCUUCGAGCCCAUCCACAAGCCUCGCACUAACCUGAGUGGGCAGCUCGCGCGACUGACCGCCAAAACAGGCCACAGCAACACCCCCACCGUUCAAUUGUACAAACCCCAGGCUCAAAGUCAGACGCAGAGCUGCUGCGAGUCCAGUAGCUACUGCUGCAAGACCCAAAGUUACUGUUCCUCCAAAACCCGCUGCCAGUCGGGCGGUCAAUGUUCGAUCAACACCCGCUGUCAAUCCGGGAAUCGAUGUGAGACCCAGAAUAACUGCCAGGACGGUAUCCACUGUUCCCCCUCUAGAAAUACCCAGAGUUUAGUAGACCCACCAAAUUUGUCAUCCCACCCGGAUCUAGGUACCGGAGUCGGUGGCCUCGGUGGUGCCGGUUCCAAGAGCGGAACAUUCGCUGGCAGCAGCGCGCCGAAACGCGGACGGGGCGUCCUCAAUCAAGCUGGUGGACCGGGAUCGCGAUUGCCCCUCUGCGCUCAUUGCAACUCUUACGUCAGGGGGCCGUUUAUCACCGCCCUGGGGCAAAUUUGGUGCCCUGACCACUUCGUUUGCGUCAACACCCAAUGUCGUCGACCGCUACAGGACAUUGGAUUCGUGGAAGAGAAAGGACAGCUGUAUUGCGAGUACUGUUUCGAACGUUUCAUCGCGCCAUGCUGCAACAAAUGCAACAACAAGAUCAAAGGAGAUUGUUUGAACGCAAUUGGAAAGCAUUUCCACCCUGAAUGCUUCAAAUGUACAUAUUGCGGCAAGCUCUUUGGAAACAGUCCUUUCUUCCUCGAAGAGGGAUUGCCCUACUGUGAAGCUGAUUGGAACGAGCUGUUCACGACCAAGUGUUUCGCGUGCGGAUUCCCAGUCGAAGCUGGAGAUCGUUGGGUAGAGGCCCUGAACAAUAAUUACCACAGUCAAUGUUUCAACUGCACGAUGUGCAAGAAGAACCUCGAGGGUCAGAGUUUCUACGCGAAAGGAGGACGUCCGUUCUGCAAAAAUCAUGCGCGUUAACGCCCCGACGCUUGUUGCCCUAACGCACGAAAGGAAAGGGAAAACUGGGUAUUGGGAGGGGGGAAUUACAGAAAAAUAGGAAAAAAAACGGACAAAAAAUUGCGGAUAAGACGCGUAUAUUAGCUUUACGAGCACGAAUUCUUUCUGCACGAAUUGUACUUUACCGUGAUUAUUUCUUGUUCUUCUUGUAUCGUUACGGUCGACGACGACGUUACAGAACUAACACAGCAGCCGCGAGAGCCGCUAAAUUCUUAUCGAUAGGACGAUCGACGAACGUAUUUAUUACGAACGAAUACGCCAACGGAAUACGAACAGACUUUAUCGAUUUAAUCGUACUUUAUCCGAUUAUCCAAAUGCCAUCCUCCAAGUCGACGCCGCGACGGUGUCCUUCGUAGCUCGAGGAUCGCGGUUUCAGGACGAGCACAAUUAAAUUUAAUUAUAAUUUCGAGAAAUUAAUAGGUAGUUCAGAAACGAAUGGAGGAUUUUAAAUAAUUGUAACUCGAUCGAGACUUGGCGUUACUCUAAGAUCCUGGAGUCGAUAAAUUCCUUAAAGGUAUUCUCGAUAGCAUUAGGAAUUCAAUUUUCCAAGUGUUUAACCCCUUCUGUGUUGAAUUACUUACGUUAUGUUUUAGUUGAACGAAAAAAAAAAAAUGAUACUUUAACUGAAAAUAUUAGUGCAGUAGGACCACGAAACAUAUUUAUGAAAACGAAUGUAUUGGAAACUGAUUGGAAAAUACAAACAUUAUGUAAUAUUAUAUGGCAUCAUUGAGAGAAUGUUAUAAGAAAUCAAGAGAUUCAGAACUUGGAUGAAAAUUGUAGAUACUUUCUUAAUAAAUUAAUUUUAAUCUUAUUUGUAAAAUAAAAUGCAAUAUAUACUUUUAAGUUCUCGAUAUGUAUAUACACCGAUGCAAAUUAUUUCACUGACACAUUGUUUUGCAACUGUUAUAAUAACGUGACCAAUGAUUCGUCGUAAGUAGAAACAAUUUAAGUAGUCAAAUGUCAUUGUUUCAUCGAAUCUUCGCGCAUACAUCUAAGAAGAUCAACCGAACAUGAUGAUAUACCAUAUAUAGCAAUUAUAAAAGAAAUUAAAAUUUACUAAUGAAUUUAUAUAUUUAUUACCGAAUGUUAAUCCAUCGGAAACCUCUGUUCCGUCGAAUCGAUAGAUCAAUAGGGGAAAGAAUUCUAACAGAAAACGUUCGUCGAAAUUAUUCAUUCCGAGUUUGCAACGUAAAGUACAAUUUAUUACUGAGAAACCUUUGCCAAUCUUUAUGGCAUAAAUAUUGGCAAACGCGUACUAUUCGGGAAACCGCCAUUUAUUUCUGAACUACCUAAUCAUCUUCGAAGGUAUCGAAUCGACUCUCUGCACUUGAAAAGCAACUCUCGAUCGUCAUUUGAUAUAUUUUUAUAAUCUUCUUCGCUCUGUUGUGCAUCGAUUGAUUCAUUAAUGGUAAAGGAAUUGAUUGACUUUCCCUGAUCCAGGAAUCAGCUCGAGGCUCGAACGUUCCGUCUUUUAAAAUACAAAAGUACGUUUUCACGCUCGAGUCUCGAGCUCGGUUUCUCGAAUUGCAUCGAAUCGACGGCCGUGAGUUGCUCGAGCGCAACGAAGAGUUGAAAUUUCAAGAACUCCUCGCAAAGGUCGUUACGAUGUCGAUGUUUACCGUGGUGUCGACAUUCCACGGUUAAUUGGCGGAUCGAGCGACCAUAAAAUAUCGUCCGGGGGGGGGGGGCCAGAGGACCCUGUCAAAUGGCGUUUCCAUGUGACGAUGCGCCUCGAAUGCCUCGUAAAAUUCUGCAACGAUACGACGAACGAGCGUCUCCCCGGGUCGGAUCACGCAAAGGUCAUCCAAGCAAUUAGUAUUACCAACAUUAUCACAUAUUUCGUGCUCCCCAAGGUGCAUCCGGCGCGUCGUCACGAUAAUGUCGACCCCCUUCGCCCGGGGGAUUCGCGAAGAUCGGACGAGGAGACGUCUUGGUGCUCGAUUCCCGGUAAAACGAUGUUCAAAAAGAUACGAGAGACUUUGGUGAAUUCGAAUCCGACUGGUCAUCGAUGCGUGCAUACGUAUAAUCGAUCCGCGGUCGUCGAUCGACGUCGGAUCAUCGAUCAACGAACGUUCGUCGGGGACACUUGUUAACUUGAUCGAUUCUUGGAGCGGAGUUCGAAUCCUCGUGCAUGCGAAUCUCGUCGUAAAUCAACCGAGGGAACCGUUCGUUUCCGAGACAGCAGGGAUCAACUUCCAUCUGUCGUUUAAUCGUCCGACCGUUUUCCACCCAAGGUUCUCAGGACACGCGAGAAGAUACGACGGAGGGAGAAAAAUCGGCUUCGAGGAUCGAGGAACUUGCACUUGAUAGCGGUUGUCGUAUAAUUUUUUUUAGACAAGGUUACCGAUUUCUGUGCCAUCUUCGCGGGCUCGUGUCAGACAGUAGCUGCGGCCGAACAUGCCGGCGAAUCGAAGGACAUUAUCGAUAUAGACGUUACAGAAUUUUAGCAAAUAAGAAACCGUGUUGAAAAUCACCAUCGGUCUCCGUUAACCGAGCACGAAACGGCGCAAUUUGUGAUUAUUGUUAAUUUAGGUCGACUGCUGGCUGAGUACCGCACGAGCCUCCUGUAUCCGUGUUACGUGUUGCUUACAAUAAAAUAAAAUGUUCAUGUAA
Molecule: messenger RNA, 8759 nt
Organism: Colletes gigas
Lineage: Eukaryota; Metazoa; Arthropoda; Insecta; Hymenoptera; Colletidae
Exons: 16
Coding region: 378-6107 (1909 amino acids)
Biological process (GO): muscle structure development; actin cytoskeleton organization; heart development
Cellular component (GO): filamentous actin; Z disc; stress fiber
Molecular function (GO): muscle alpha-actinin binding; actin binding
Source: RefSeq, a predicted model, not a curated record